Molecule: messenger RNA, 2034 nt
Organism: Erythranthe guttata (spotted monkey flower)
Lineage: Eukaryota; Viridiplantae; Streptophyta; Magnoliopsida; Lamiales; Phrymaceae
Source: RefSeq, a predicted model, not a curated record
UAUCAUAAAACUGCUGAAAAUAAAAGACACCGUUCCAUAAAAAAACCCCUUUUCAUCUUCCUUCAAUUAUCUGCACAGUACAGUCCCCUCAACUGCAUACACAAACAAUCGAACAGUUUUUAUACAGCAGUUUUAUAACUUCUCAUCCCCAAAUUCAUGUCUUAUUAUAUGUACAUCAACUCGAAUCCUUCAAUCCUUCACAGAAAUCCCUCUAUCCUUCACAGAAAUCGUUCACAUCUAUCAUUCCAAGAAAUUGAAGAUAUCAACAUUCCGCCAGUAGAUAAAUCAACAACAUUUCCGGCAAAAGAUAAAUCAACCGAAUCGUUUGCCAUCGGAAACCCUGCAAACGGUGCUCGCAAUAUCAAAUAUGGCGCCGGCGCCACCACAGUUUACAUGUUUCAAUGAUAUUACACCCGAACGAUAUAAUUGGAAAGUGAUGGCGCGGGUGAUUCGGCUGUGGAAAGUUCCUAGCAAAGCCGAUCAAACUAUUAUUAAUAGCCUCGAUAUGAUCUUGAUCGACGAGCAGGGAGGAAAAAUUCACGCGUCUAUAAAAAGGACUCAAGUCAACAAAUUUUACAGUAUUCUGAAAGAAGGUAGUACUUACAUCUUCCAGAAUAUAAUGGUAGUUCCAAAUGAUCCGAAAUUUAGAGCAACUCGCCAUCCCCACAAGAUCAUAUUUAUCAACAACACUCGGGUAACCAAUUGCAACGCUCAAAAUAUUCCAACAAUUACUUAUGACUUCACAAAUUUUGUUGACAUCAUAAAUGACGGGGAUGACACGUGGCUUAUAGAUAUUAUUGGACAUGUUAUUGAAAGAGAUGAAGUGAAAGAUGUUGACAUAAGUGGACGCAACCACAAGCUUCUGGAAAUCACUCUUCAAGACUUAUUGGGGAACUGAAUAAAAUGCACUCUAUGGGAUCAAUAUGUCGAUCAAAUGUCUCAGCAUUUGAGUGAUCCGAACUCAGCUGGCCCGGUCAUCAUUAUACUGGAGUUGUGCAUGGUCAAAAAUUUUAAUGGCCAGAAUAGUAUUUCUAAUGCUUUCCACAGCUCAAGAUUGUUAAUAAAUGAAAACUCCGAACCACAUAGAGAGUAUAGAGAAAAACUCUUAAUGCAAGACGCCGCGUUGACACAAUCAAUCAGCGUGAUAUCAAACCAGAGGUCGACAGGGAUUGCAGAUGAUUUGUUGCAGACAGAGCAAAUGACAAUAAUUGAUUUGAAGAAUUGUACUAUUGAACGCAAUGUUGUUGUACUUGCCAAGGUUAUUGAUAUCGAUCCUGAUACCAAAUGGUGGUAUACUGCAUGUUCUAAAUGUUACAAAAAGGUAGAGCAUACAAGUGCAAAAUUCUAUUGUCCAAGAUGUGUAAAGGAUGCUGAUCCAAUUCCAAGGUAUAGGAUUCAAGUAUUGGUAUUUGACACUACUGGAUCCACUAAGUUGGUCAUGUUUGAUAAAGUCGUCAACAAAAUUGUGGGCAAGCCAGCAAAAGAACUUAUUGGUGAUGUAGAUAAAGGUGAUUUGAGUGAUACAAUUCCUAAAGAAUUUGAUGCCAUCAUCAACAAGGAAUUUCUGUUCAUGAUAGAUAUUAGUGCGAUGAACAUAUCAAAAAACUGGUCAGUUUAUACUAUAAAAUCAAUGUCAGCUGAUCAAGAAGUUAUACGGCAGUUUCGUGCUAUGCAUUCUAUUGAGGGCUUCCCUAGAUGUCAGUAUUGAUUUUGUUGUGGAUGCAUUGCCAAGGGAAAAUGAGUAAGAGGCAGGAAGUGUCCAAAUUUUGACUUCGACAAGCGACUCGAGAGGCGAAGCAUCAAUGCUAGAAUUUGUAAACUCUUACAAAUGGAAGGACAUGAUAAUAUAAAUUUCCUUACGAUUACUGAAAUCUUUUUACUACAAUCACGACAGUGGUAGCUUAUAAUUGUUGUAUGAUUACAACUACGGGUAUACAACUAUAAGCAUUGAUUUAUAGAUGUUCGUAUGUAGGUAAUUUUAUGUUACUACAAAAUGUAUUCAAAUGAAAUGUAUUUUUCAGUAUUUAUAUUUUA